GAGGGCCUGAGCAGGGAAGCCCUGGGCGUGAUGGAGAAGCUGCGGCUCCUGGGGUCCCGCGGCGCCCCCGACGAGGGCGGGGGGGCGCCGCGGGCCGCGGCGCCCCGGCCGGACGAGCGCCCGGCCGCCGCCGUGGACGAGCGCCUGACCACCACCGUCAAGAGCAUGUUCGGCCAGGCCAGCUGGGAGUUUGCGCAGAACUCGCCCGCCGGCAAGGCAGCCGCUGAGCAAGCAGGCGCAGGCGCCGCGGACGCGGCGGCGCCGCAGCCGUCGACGGAGGACCCGAGGAGGAGACCUGCUGCCGGCCAGGCCCGGGCGGGGCUGGAUGUGGUACCCCGCCGAGGCGGCGGUGGAGACGCUGCCCAGGUUCCCGGCCGACAUCCCGCCGAAGCUCCGGCGCGGUGGUCGAGGGCCCACCUUCGCCCGGAUCAAGCCCGUGUACGUGCUGAAGGUCAAGGGCAGAGGCGCGUGGGUUCGAGACAGCGACGACGUCAGGGAGAAGCCCCUGAUGGUGCCCGUGGGGCGCGUCAGAUCCGCGGACCGCUUGCCUCUCGCCGCCCCGGCCCCGCCCGGUUCGUCCCUUGGUACGAGGGCGUGCUGCUGUUGGCCUGCUUGGAGCGCGAG
Messenger RNA from Prorocentrum cordatum, 624 nucleotides. The record is from the annotation of a GenBank genome assembly. NCBI's taxonomy places the organism in Eukaryota, Dinophyceae, Prorocentrales, Prorocentraceae.